Fulvia fulva is the source of this 2619-nucleotide messenger RNA. RefSeq lists its product as uncharacterized. Gene Ontology annotation, biological process: regulation of transcription by RNA polymerase II. Gene Ontology annotation, molecular function: transcription coregulator activity. The coding region runs from base 1 to 2619 and encodes 872 amino acids. Gene Ontology annotation, cellular component: SAGA complex. NCBI's taxonomy places the organism in Eukaryota, Fungi, Ascomycota, Dothideomycetes, Mycosphaerellales, Mycosphaerellaceae. The record is from RefSeq and is a predicted model, not a curated record. The transcript is spliced from 2 exons.
AUGGCAACUGCCGCAGUCGCCCGCCCCGGAAAUGCCUUGCGCGCGCGACGAGAUGCACCGCGACCACUUCCCAUGAAGCGACCAUCGGCAGCCGGCGACGACAUGGCGCCCGGCGCAAAGAAGCGCAAGAUGGAGGAGCCAUAUGUUAUCACCAAAGAACACAUCCUUCGCAAGUUCGCUGGCAAGCCGCCGUCUCUGGUGCUGUAUCUGGAGCAGCACUACUUCAAAUUCGACAACCAGGAGAGCACAUAUACAUAUGACUCGCCCAUGAAGGCCUUCCUCGAGCAUUUGCGAAAACAGACCAUACCGCACUCUCUGAUCGAGAACCUCCUCAGCGAGAACAUCACAUUUUACGAUGGCUGCCUCAUUGUCGAGGUCCACAAUAACCGCUUGUCCGACAAGAAGGACAAGGCGAGGAAUGACUCCGCGACCGAGGGCCAGGUCAAGUUCUCCAUGCACAACUACAACAACUAUGUCACACCCUCUCCCUUCACGCCCUACCCCAAGAAGGCCAGCGAGAGCGAGCGUGCGGAGAAGGCCGCCGCCGAGGAGGCUUCAGCGAAGGAGAGGAAGAAGGCUGGCAAAGACAAGGACAACAAGGCGCCCACGGUCGCAACCAUCGUCAUGUUUCCGACCCAAUUGUCACAGCACAAGGAACAAGUGUUGCUCAUGAAUACUCUUGCCUCGGAGAUGAAGUCUAGGCAGACGCCGUCUUCUGCAAACCCUACCACACCACAAUUAGCUGUCCCGCCCGCCCAACUUGGUGCUGGAACCGAGAAGAAGAUGUGCAUAGAUGCCCAAGACAUGUACGAGUUUGAGAGGGACGUUCUCCUCGCGACCCAGCCACCUCUGUAUCUGGCGCCUGUAAAGACCCCACAGGAAGCGGACAGAGUGCUGAACAUGCUAGCCCAUCCUCUGCACAGCGAUGCUCCACCUUCGCCGAAGACUCGGAAACGCACCUCAGCAGAAAUGGCUGCCGACGACGCUCAAGCUGCAGACGCUGAACGAAGAAUGCUCAUCAUGGAUGAAAGGAACAAGCCGUCGGUGCCUGGUGCUAGCGAUGCGGCUGGGAACGCACAUAACAUCGGCGUCUCCCGCUUCAAGAGCAUACUCUUCGCGCGAGAAAAGGCCGAGGAACAAGAGCGAGCGAAGAAAGAAGCCGACGCGGCGGCUGCCACUAAGAAGAGGCAGGAGGACGAAGCUCGGGCACAAGCACAAGCACAACGCGAGCACCAGGCAGAGCAGUCUAAGAAACUUAUGAUGCAACGACAGGAACUGGCUCGCCGGCAGCAGCAGGAACACCAGAUGCAGCAACGUAUGGCGCAACAACAGCAGCAGCUGCACGCUCAUCCUCAGCAGGGCAACGUGAUGAUGAGUCAGCAACAGCAACAGAACUUCCAGCAUCCGUCUUCGAUGCCUCAAUCGAGUCCCGUAGUCCGGAAUCAGACACCAAUGAUGAGCAACUCGUCACCGAUGGUACCACAAAACGGCUUCCCGAUGACAGCGACCUCGAGCCAAGGGGCUGGCAGCCCAGUCAGGCCAACGACUGCAGUCAUGCCCAAUCCUAACGUUGCGAUGGCGAGGCAAGCUAGUCAGCAGCAAGCAGGAAGUCGGAACGGCACACCGCAAAUGGCACAGAGUACGCCUCAUAUGGGGGGUGCGAUGCAGAACAGACAGCCAAGUCAAACACCACGCAUGCCACACGGCAGUCCUGCUCCUGGUACUCCUGCAGUUGCAGGCAUGGAUAACAUGGCAAUGCAGGCUAGUGGCUUGACGGGAGCUCAGAUGGCGAUGCUGCGACAACAGCAAGCAAAUCAGCAGCAACAGGCCAUGAUGAACGCUGGCUCGCCUGGGCAGCAGAAUCCAGCAACCAUGACUCCGGAGCAGAUCCAGCGACUCCAUCAGCAAAAUCAAAUGAGACAGCAAAUGAUGCAGAACCCGGCGUUGCAAUCUCAAAUGAUGCAACAACGGCAGGCUAUGAUGAUGCGACAGCAGCAACAAUUACAAUUGCUUAAUCAGCAGCGCAUGAUGGCACAAACCCAAGCCCAUGCCGGCAGUCCGCAUCCUGGAAUGCAGCAAACCCCUCAGAUGGGCCAUGCACAUCCUCAACAGGGUGGAGGCGGCAUGAACCAGCAGCAAGCUCAAAUGAUGGCACAACGACAAGCACUUCAGCAGGCGAAUAAGACUCUCACCGAGGUCGCUUCACAGUACGGCGGCUACAAUAACAUUCCUCCCCAGGUCAUUGCAGGGUUACCUCCAAACUGCCAGGUCCUGCUCCAGAGACAGAAGCAGCAAAGUCAGCAAACCAUGCGUGCGCAGCAGAUGGCGAUGCGAGCACAGCAGGCAGCACAAUCUGGCCAAGCUGUGGCAUCGGGACAGGCGGAUCCAGACUACAUGCAGACGCUCAGGCAGCACCAGGCGAUGCUGGCGGCUCAGCAGCAGGCACAGCAGAACGGGCAGGGUGGACAGCAGGGUGGGCAGAUGGGAGGAGGCAUGAGCAUGGCGCAACAUAGUAUGAACUUCCCGAACCAACACGGCCAGCAGGGUGGUGGUGAUUUGAGUUCGCAGUUUGCUGCGAUGCAGAAUGCCUUGAAUCGCAGCAAUGGCGGUAUGGGUUGA